GCGACAGCACAUAUGGAGAUGACCUACCCUCCACCACUCAAAUCCAAGGCCAACCCCUACUCGGGCACCAACGUCGACUACAGCAUGACGUCGCCCCUCAAGGCCGACGGUAGCGACUUCCCCUGCAAGGGCUACCUCUCUCUGCUCGACGCCCCCGAGGGCAAGGCCGUCGCAUCGUGGACCGCAGGCGGCGAAUACAACUUCACCAUCUCCGGCGGCGCCGCACACGGCGGCGGAUCCUGCCAGGCCGCCCUCUCCGUUGACGGCGGAAAGACCUUCCGGGUCGUGCACAGCUACGAAGGCGGGUGUCCCGGCCAGGGGGAGAGCUCGUUCAAGUUCGGGUUGCCCGGGGACACGCCGGCGACCGAGGGAGGCAUUUUCGCUUGGAGCUGGUUCAACCACCUGGGGAAUCGGGAGAUGUAUAUGAAUUGUGCUGUGGUCGACAUCGUCACUGGCGGUGGCACAAGGGGUGGUGAUCGGAACGGGAAGGGUGUCCCCUUUUCCAGCCGACCUGAGCUGUUCAAGGCGAAUAUUGGGAAGGGCUGCAGGACGGUGGACUCGGCAGACGUUGCGUUCCCCGAUCCUGGUCCGGACGUCCACUCUACUGGCAAGGCUGUGCCUCCAGCUGGGACUUGUGGCGCUGCUGGUUCCUCUUCCUCUUCUUCUGGUGCUGGCGGCGCCACUGGUGGUGGUCACGGUUCCGAUUCCGGUACCGGGUCAGGGGCUGGCACUAGUACUGGUACUGGUGGUGGUUACUCAGGUAAGCAUCCCAGUUCCACGCAAGGGUCCUCCUCUUCCACCAUUACAGCAUUCUCGCCCUCGCAGGGUGACGACUGCAAGCCAGCACCCUCCCUCACUACGCAGCCCACCCCUGUGCCAGUCACUAACGAGUCCGGGACAGGUUGGACGCCGGGGAAUGACUGGCCAGGCUGGUUCCAGUCCGGGGCCUCGGGGGCAUCUUGCCAAGCUUAUUUGGCUGUGUUCCUUUCAGCAAUGUUCUUUGCGCAUUACCUCUUCUAGAGAGGAUCUUCCUUGGCAGGCAUAUCCGCCGCGGGCAGGCUCUGUUUCUUUUGCUGUCUCUGGC
This is a messenger RNA of Chaetomium strumarium, 1084 nucleotides long. RefSeq lists its product as uncharacterized. Bases 13 to 1020 code for a protein of 335 amino acids. Lineage: Eukaryota; Fungi; Ascomycota; Sordariomycetes; Sordariales; Chaetomiaceae. The record is from RefSeq and is a predicted model, not a curated record. The transcript has a single exon.